Messenger RNA from Penicillium hordei, 2001 nucleotides. Its product is annotated as putative C6 transcription factor. The transcript has 5 exons. Gene Ontology annotation, cellular component: nucleus. Gene Ontology annotation, molecular function: DNA binding; zinc ion binding. The coding region runs from base 1 to 2001 and encodes 666 amino acids. Gene Ontology annotation, biological process: DNA-templated transcription. Lineage: Eukaryota; Fungi; Ascomycota; Eurotiomycetes; Eurotiales; Aspergillaceae. The record is from RefSeq and is a predicted model, not a curated record.
AUGUCUCUUGCACAGAAGCAGAAGUCUGGUCUCGAGAUCGAUUCCAAUGUGGUACAGCCAGAGAAUCGGAACGCUUACGCAACGCCUUCACCCGGCAGCUCUAAUCGUGAUGCCGCGUUGACUCCUGUCGAUACGGGCAUGCUCGUCGUCAAAGAUGAGGGGACUAGUUAUAUUGACAGUGCACAUUGGCGCGCUAUUCUGGAAGAGAUUAAUGGUAUGAAAGAAUAUCUUGACGAGGAUAAAGAAACUUCCGACGAUGAAGGCGUCGAGAUUGACCCGUACGAUGACUCGUCGCCAGCUCUGCUGUUUGGUCAUGGUCGUCCGGCAAGCAAAGAGGAGAUGCUUAUGGAUAUCCCUCCACGGUCAAUAACCGACCGACUAGUCUCUCGAUUCCUCAAGACAUCUGAACCGGGACGAGUGUCAAUCCAUGUUCCCACGUUUCAGAGAGAGUACGAGGAGUUCUGGCUGCGCCCAGCAGAGAAAUCAUUUACUUGGAUUUCUCUCUUAUACUCGAUUAUGGCGUUAUCUGUCUCUCUAUAUCAUCAAGGCCCAGAGCUAUCGUCUUCUACCAUGGAGGAUCCCGUCAGGUCAUGGGCUAUAUUCCGGAAAAGGUCCGCGCAGUGUCUUAUCCAAGCGAACUACAUCACCCCAGGGCGAUACAAAGGAGAAGCACUAUUACUUUACUCACUCACCGAGUUCUACCGGAGCCAGGAUACGCAGAUUGGAAUGUCCUAUUUGCUCGGGAUUACUAUUCGCCUGACUAUGCGCAUGGGUUAUCAUCGUGAUCCGCGCCAUUACCCCAUGCUAUCUGCCUUGGAUGGGGAAAUGCGCCGGCGUCUCUGGGCCUUGCUCGUUCAGCUUGACACUUUGAGCUCAUUUCAAGCUGGUGUCCCUCGAACAAUCCAGCCCUGGCAAUAUGACACAGAGUUGCCCUCUAACUUAUUAGACACCGACUUCGACGAGAGCACCGUUACAUUGCCACCAAGCAGGCCACAGCAUGAAGGGACAGAUUGCUCGUACACGAGGACCAAAUCUCACAUCAUGAGCGUUUUUGGCCAUAUAACAGACCUAGCAUUCUCUCGCGAGCACUCAUCCUACGAUGAUAUCAUGGAAAUCGACCGUCGUUUAGAGACCGCACAUGAUAUGGUACCCCCCACCUUGGAAAUUCGACCAAUGACGCAGUGUAUCGCAGACCCAGCAGAAUUAACCAUAAGGCGAUUCGCGCUAGAGCUUAUGUAUCAAACAGCACGCCUCGUCCUGCAUCGCCGGUAUAUCGCCGAGACUAAUCCCAAAUUCGCUUACUCGCGAUCUGUCUGCCUGGCCGCAGCUCGGGACGCGCUUCAAUACCACACAGAGGUCUGGACCGAGUUCAUGCCGGGUGGUCAGUUGUACGCAGAGCGAUACUUUCUCACCCCCCUCCAGAAUUCCUUUUUGCUCUCGGCAAUGAUUCUUUGUCUUGAGAUGUCCCAGGAUGCAGAUCGUGGUGAUGCUGCACGCCUCGGGCCUCAAGAACGCGCAGACUUCUUGCUUCUUCUGAAAAAUACCCAUCGCAUAUUCAUGGACCCCCGUCAACGGUCUGUAGAUACUCAGCGAGCAGUGAAUGCUUUGAAUAUCAUGCUCAAACGGGUGAAGAAAGGUGGAUUUCAACAUUCCAGUUCGACUGCUGAGCAACCAACGGCGCCCAUGGAUAAUAGUAUCUCCGUCCAGUCCACCGUUGCAGAAGCCUUUGGUCAGAAAUACUCAACAUACCCAUCCAAUAUUGGCGAACUGCAGUCCGCAAUACCCAACCCCGCUCAGACGCCGUCAUGCAACUCCCUGGGGGUCAUUGAAGACAUGCUUGAUAUACCCGCUCAACUCGACUGGAAUCUGUACGACAGUCACAUUUCAGGUAUCGAAAUGGCCACCAAUAACAACACCUGGUACCCCGAUGAUCCAGCAACUUCGUACGAUUUUGGUGCGUAUCCUCAUGGCGUAUCGCCGAUGGAUCAUCAGAGCUACUAG